CCGGUUAUCAAGAAACAAGCAACCUGGAAAGCGCAUAGUGAUGCAAGAGUUGGGCAAUUUUUCACUCAUGUAUCACCUCCGCAUUUCGCUGUACCAAUGUAUUCCCUGGUAGGGUCUUGUUCAACUUGCAGCGACAGCGGCCUGGAAAAGAAAGAAAAGAAGAAAGAAAGAAGUAGGCUCCACUUUACAUCGCAGUUGUUCUCCAUCUCUGCUUCCCGAUACGGCAAAAACGGCCUGCCAAGCGUCGAAUCCAACAUCGUUGACGUCGAUGAUUUUUGUCAAAGAAGGUACAACCUGUGGAACUAUUGCUCCGAAAACGUGGAAAUUUCUGUGCGAUCCGUAUAUUCCUGCAUUUUGGUGUGGCGGCAAGACGCGGCCUAAUGGUUCUCCAUCACUGAAUGGAAGCGUAGCGUAUCUGCUCCGACCAUCUUGUCGAUCAUAUUAAGCAAGCUGUCUCACUCACUCACUGCCUUCUUCACUUUCCUCUCACUUCCUCUUCCUUGCUAUUUCUCACCGCAACACCUAUUUCGAGGGAUUCCAUCAGAUCAAAAACAUCCCUUCUUUGAUCCUACCUCACAAACACACCAAGGGUUAGUUGACUUGACCGCAGAAGGGCAACGAAAUGGCGUCCUUAAAAGAUAUCGGGGACACCCUCAGCAAGGGCAAGUCAUACGUCAUGCAUUCACAGGGCGACAAGAUUUCCGACCUCGCGAGGAAUACAGUGACCCCGGACGAGAAGGGAAGACAGACCACAGACGCCGGUGUCAGGAUUACCAACCCUGAUGACUGGCUGCGCGUCACCAGCAACGACCAAAUAGGCCCCUCGCUGCUUGAGGACCAGAUUGCUCGCGAGAAGAUUCACAGGUUCGACCAUGAGCGUAUUCCCGAGAGAGUGGUGCACGCCCGCGGCACUGCGGCACACGGAAAGUUCACUCUGCACAAGAGCAUCGAGCACUUGACCACAGCUGGCGUGCUUACAGACACAUCGCGUGAGACACCUGUUUUCUUGCGCUUUUCGACCGUUCUGGGCAGCCGAGGCAGCGCCGACACAGUCCGUGACGUUCGUGGUUUCGCCGUCAAGUUUUACACGCCCGAAGGCAACUGGGAUAUCGUCGGAAACAACAUUCCAGUCUUCUUCAUCCAGGACUCGAUGAAGUUCCCCGAUGUCAUCCACGCCGGCAAGCCCGAGCCAGACAACGAGGUCCCUCAGGCCCAAUCCGCACACAACAACUUCUGGGACUUCAUGUACCAGCACUCCGAGGCCACCCACAUGUUCAUGUGGGCCAUGUCGGACCGCACCAUCCCGAGGUCGUACCGCAUGAUGCAAGGUUUUGGUGUCAACACCUACACCCUCAUCAACGCCAAGGGAGAGCGUCACUUUGUCAAGUUCCACUUCACCCCGGAACUUGGCGUACACAGCUUGGUCUGGGACGAGGCCCUCAAGCUUGCCGGUCAGGACCCUGACUUCCACCGCAAGGAUCUGAUGGAGGCCAUCGCAAACGGUGCAUUCCCACGCUGGAAGUUUGGUGUCCAGGUUCUUCCCGAGUCGCGCGAGCACGAGUUUGACUUUGACAUUCUCGACGCCACCAAGGUUUGGCCCGAGGACCUCAUCCCCGUCGACUACAUCGGCACCCUCGAGCUCAACCGCAACAUCGACGAGUUCUUCCCCGAGACGGAGCAGGUUGCCUACUGCACCAGCCACGUCGUGCCUGGUAUCGGCUUUUCGGACGAUCCGCUCCUGCAGGGUCGCAACUUCAGCUAUUUCGAUACCCAGAUCUCACGUCUUGGCAUCAACUGGGAGGAGCUGCCCAUCAACAGGCCAGUUUGCCCGGUGCUCAGCUUCAACCGUGACGGCCAGAGCCGCCACACCAUCACCAAGGGCAAGGUCAACUACUGGCCCAACCGUUUUGGCGUAAAUGCGCCAGCCGAUGGUGUCAAGGAGGGUGGAUAUGUCGAGCACGCCACCAAGGUCCAGGGCAUCAAGGCGCGCACCAAGAGCGCCAAGUUCCUCGACCACAUCUCGCAGGCUCAGCUUUUCUUCAACAGCAUGUCUGAUGUUGAAAAGCGCCACAUGCUGGCCGCCUUUUCGUUUGAGCUUGACCACUGCGAAGAGGAGGUUGUGUACAACAACCUCGUCUCGCGUCUGACUCAGAUUGACAUCGGCCUCGCCCAGCAGGUGGCCGAGAUGGUCGGUGCUCAAAUCCCGGACAAGGCGACCAAGGAAAACAAGGGUAUCAAGGCCAAGGGCUUGAGCCAGUUCGACUUCUUGCCCGAGAAUCCCACCAUUGCAUCACGCAAGGUCGCCAUUCUGAUCGCCGACGGCUACGACUCGGUUCAGUUCCGCGCUGUCAAGGCCGCCCUCUCGGCUGCCCAGGCUAUUCCGCUCGUGAUCGCGCCCCGACGUUCGCCCAUCUACGCUGCUGGCGAGACCAAGGGCUCCAGUGGUGCCGGUCUCAAACCCGACCACCACCUCGAGGGCUUCCGAAGCACCAUGGUGGACGCCGUGUACGUGCCCGGCGGCGCUGAGUCAAUCAAGACAUUGUCCAAGAACGGACGUGCCUUGCAUUACGUUCGCGAGGCAUUUGGUCACCUGAAGGCCAUUGGAGCGUCGGGCGAGGGUGUGGAGCUCGUCAAACUGGCUGUGACGCUUCCGGAAGUCACUGUGUCAAGCGCAGACGUGAUGGAGUCGUACGGCGUUGUCACUGUCAGGAAUGUUCAGGCUGACAGCUUGAAGGAGGUUGUCGACCUGGCAAAGGGUGGAAAGGACUUUUUGGAUCAGUUCUUCCACAGCAUUGCAAUGCACAGGAACUGGGCACGUGAGGCGGAUGGAUUGAACUCCCAGGUGGCGUACUAAGCGGAGAAAGCGGGUGGAGUUUUUGUCACGAUGUAAUGACUGUUUGUGUUCCAAGUUCAGGUACCUUCCCGGGCAUUGAGAUGCCGACCUUGAACAGGCCAUUCCCGCGGGGGUAAUUUGAGCCACCAAUCUCAUGUUCUUCCGUGUUGUGAAGUCGGUAUAAUGUGAUCCGGUCCUUUCACUUGUUUGGAUGCCAUUGUGCAAUACGCUUUGCCUAAGCUUGCCUGUUCUCUCGAUCAAGUGCAUUUCAGUAGCAUAAAUUGCAGCCCUGGUUUCUCCUCACGCUCGCUCAAUCGGAGUAGGGAAAUCUCAUAUGGAGUAACACUCCGUGAUGAGGCCACACCUAGAUUGCAUCACACAACUCCUCAAUUAGGACAUUUACCCGUGUGGCCUGUCCUACGUGCCCCCGAGGCUGGCAUUUGGUAGCUUAUCAAUAAUUACGAGGUAACAAUUUCUCCUCGUCACCCCUCAAAAGACGACCGCAAAGUAGCAGUAGCAUCCUUCUUUUCCGGCCGGGUCGGACAGAACCGAAGAAAGUCUGUGUUGAAAUUGACGCAGUGGCUCGCUCCACCCGCAACAAAGUCAAGGGCCAGGUUUGAUGCUGACGGAGUCCAACCUGGCUGAUAUCCACCGGCGGUGGUACGGCAUGACUUGCGUCUCUCAGAGUGCCUUCCUUGGCCGGUUGUGAUCCCCCGAGAUUCAUCCUGCUCUUGGGGUUAGCGUCUUUCUGUUGACCGGGCGAUCGUCCGGCCUCGAUCUCGAGUUGAGUGCCGGGUGUCUAGUCCUCUUAGGGCAAGGACGGAAAUCCCGCCCCCGUUGGAGGGUUUGUGGGGUGGCAAGGCUAAUAAAAAAAAAAAAAAAAAAAAAACUUAAGAUUGAACAAAGGAACCUUUAUAUAUCGUACCUGCUCCUUACCGCCUUUCCCGAGGUACUGACUAGGUUAUCCAAGCACUCGAUUUGUAGUUCAGAGCGCCUGAGGGGAACCGACCAAAUCUCAGUGCGACCUCCUUGGCAAAAAAGGGGGCAAUUAAUCAAUCGCCACGGGACGAUGAAUGUACCACGUAAAUUCACAACCCUAAAAAAGCUUGGGGGAACACGUAAUUAUUAACUCUAUUCAAGCUUACCCAUACACUCGUCACCAGAGCAAACGUGUAAUUCGUAUGUGGUAUAUUAAUAUUAGAAAUACUUGUCCUUGUGACGAUCUUUGAGCCAAAAGAUAUCAAUCAUGUUUGUAAAAAUAAAAAUAAAAACAUCAAAAAAAAACCUACAAAGUAUACCCUCAAGGGUCUGUCCGGUCUAGGCCUCCAUUCGCCUCCAGACAUACAUGACAAGAAAGGGG
Molecule: messenger RNA, 4193 nt
Organism: Pyricularia oryzae 70-15
Lineage: Eukaryota; Fungi; Ascomycota; Sordariomycetes; Magnaporthales; Pyriculariaceae
Product: catalase-1
Exons: 1
Coding region: 623-2854 (743 amino acids)
Biological process (GO): response to oxidative stress; hydrogen peroxide catabolic process
Cellular component (GO): cytosol
Molecular function (GO): heme binding; catalase activity
Source: RefSeq, a predicted model, not a curated record